This is a messenger RNA of Nymphaea colorata (pocket water lily), 1269 nucleotides long. RefSeq names its product probable L-ascorbate peroxidase 4, peroxisomal. NCBI's taxonomy places the organism in Eukaryota, Viridiplantae, Streptophyta, Magnoliopsida, Nymphaeales, Nymphaeaceae. The record is from RefSeq and is a predicted model, not a curated record. Gene Ontology annotation, biological process: response to reactive oxygen species; hydrogen peroxide catabolic process; cellular response to oxidative stress. Gene Ontology annotation, molecular function: heme binding; peroxidase activity. The transcript has 9 exons. Bases 212 to 1063 code for a protein of 283 amino acids.
CAUUCGGGAGAAAGAGCGGGGCCGUAGGAGUCCAAUGUGAUGGAAUUACCUCAUUCGACGGAAAUGUUCUUCUUUCCGUGUUCACGAAUCCAUUCCCUUCUCCUUAUCAUCCCUUUCGUUCCCAUCGGUUAGAGUCUAUCCGAUAAAUAUCGCCCGGCUAUUAUCUGCUGCCAUAGACAAGAGGUGGGAGAGAGAUCGAACUCCAGUCCGCAUGGCGUCUCCGGUGGUGGAUGAGGCAUAUCUGAAGGAGGUCGACAAGGCUCGCCGUCUUCUUCGAGCGCUCAUUGCUCAGAAGGGCUGCGCACCGAUCAUGCUUCGAUUGGCAUGGCAUGAUGCUGGUACAUAUGAUGCAACGAUGAAGACUGGUGGUCCAAAUGGGUCAAUCAGAAACGAAGAAGAGUAUACACAUGGUGCAAAUAAUGGUCUAAAAAUAGCAUUGAACUUCUGUGAUGAAAUCAAGGCAAAAUGUCCAAAGAUUACUUAUGCAGAUCUCUACCAGCUUGCUGGUGUUGUUGCGGUUGAAGUCACUGGAGGACCCACUGUGGACUUUGUUCCUGGCCGUAGGGACUCAGUGGUUUCUCCAAAAGAAGGAAGGCUUCCUGAUGCUAAAAAAGGUUCACAACAUCUGAAGGAUGUCUUCUACAGGAUGGGAUUAACAGACAAGGACAUUGUAGCACUCUCAGGUGGUCACACCUUGGGCCGAGCACAUCCUGAGAGAUCUGGAUUUGAAGGUGCCUGGACUAAGGAGCCUCUGAAGUUUGACAAUUCAUAUUUCGUUGAAUUGUUGAAAGGACAGUCAGAGGGACUAUUGCAACUUCCUUCAGACAAAGCUCUUUUGGAUGAUCCUAACUUCCGACCUUUUGUAGAGCUCUAUGCAAAGGAUGAAGAAUUGUUCUUCAAAGACUAUGCAGAAUCACACAAAAAACUCUCUGAGUUGGGGUUUAGACCUCCUGGCUCCAGGCCAAUUAAGUCUGCUACCAUAUUGGCACAGAGUGCAGUUGGUGUUGCUGUUGCUGCUGCUGUGGUGAUAUUAAGCUAUAUGUACGAGGUUCGCCGGAAGUGAAUUGAUUGAGACACGUUACAAGAUUCAGUUUCUAUUAUCAAUAAGGUCAUUAAUGGCAGUAAAAGCCCUAUACUUGGACUUAGGACAGAUGUUCUGAAAAUUAUAUCUGUUGAAGAACCUUUUUAUUCCUCAAAAUUAUGGAUUAGUGUCUCAUUAGGUUAUGUUAUUUUCACUAUAAGCAUGAUAACUGAUUAACUAGUUCUUUA